Messenger RNA from Populus trichocarpa (black cottonwood), 2811 nucleotides. Its product is annotated as probable cyclic nucleotide-gated ion channel 20, chloroplastic. Gene Ontology annotation, molecular function: monoatomic ion channel activity. Gene Ontology annotation, biological process: monoatomic ion transport; transmembrane transport. Lineage: Eukaryota; Viridiplantae; Streptophyta; Magnoliopsida; Malpighiales; Salicaceae. The transcript is spliced from 13 exons. Gene Ontology annotation, cellular component: membrane. The record is from RefSeq and is a predicted model, not a curated record. Bases 276 to 2633 code for a protein of 785 amino acids.
GUUCAAUAAAUUCUUUUGUACUUUCUUGCCUUGUAAAAUGGGGGCCUAAAGUCCUCCCUCUGCCCUUGACACGCCACCAUGCAAACGACUGACUUUUCAAAGUCUUCACUCUCUCUUUACAAAGUCUCGUGGCACUCUCUCCUCCCUUCUUUGUUUCUUUCUGUUCUGCUCUAUCAAGCUUGCAUUGCCUUGCUAGUUGCUAGAUGAUGCUGUUUGUAAGUCUGUAGAGUUGGGUUUUCUUUGCUUCAAGUUACAGCAGGUCCUGUUAAUAAGAAAUGGCUAACCAUGACAAAGAUGAUAUUCCAAUGCUGUCAGACACACAUCCAAAGUCAGUGGAUGAAAAUGUGGAUUCUCGAUUUCGGCCAUUUCUUUCCAGGACUCAAAGUGCAUCAACUUCCAUUCCUUUGGAUUCCAUGGAGUCCUAUGGUUCUGAAACCAACCUUGUUGGCUUUACUGGUCCACUGCGUAGUGCAAGAAAAGCUCCACUGGUACAGAUGAGUGGUCCAUUAUAUAUCAACCGCAACACUGAAAACUUGUUUCUGGCAAAUCAUGGUGUAACAGCUCGCAAAAAGGUGGAGCCCAAGCCAGAAAAAUAUCCAUCUCUUAAUGGAAUGGAUAAGAAUGACUGGGAUGACAAGUAUACUGCUACAAAUGCCCAUUUAAUGAGGUCUGGGCAACUAGGCAUGUGCAAUGAUCCUUACUGCACAACAUGCCCAUCAUAUUACCAUUCUAGAGCUUCGCAGCAAAGACAUGCAAAAACUUCUAGUAUAUUUGAUUCAAAGUUUCAUAGUGUUCUCUAUGGAGAUGCUAAAGGUUGGGCAAGGAGAUUCAAUAAUGCUAUAAACUCAUAUAUUCCUGGAGUUAUGAAUCCUCAUGCGAAAGUUGUUCAGAAGUGGAACAAGUUUUUUGUCAUUUCUUGCUUGGUGGCAAUUUUUGUUGACCCCUUGUUUUUCAUCUUGCUGUCGGUGAAACAGGAUGAAAAGUGCAUAGUUAUUGAUUGGGGAAUGACUAAAGCAGUUGUGUCUUUUAGGUGCUUGACUGAUGCAAUCUACUUACUGAACAUAUUUCUUCAGUUUAGAUUAGCUUAUGUAGCUCCUGAAUCUAGAGUGGUUGGUGCUGGAGAGUUAGUUGACCAUCCAAAGAAAAUUGCUAUGCACUAUCUCCGAGGAUGUUUUUUUAUUGACUUAUUUGUUGUAUUACCACUUCCACAGAUCAUUGUGUUAGCACUCCUACCAAAAGGAUUGGAUUCCUCCGGAGCAAACUAUGCCAAGAAUCUCUUACGGGCAGUUAUUCUUGUCCAGUACAUUCCAAGGUUGUUUAGGUUUAUUCCUCUUCUCAUUGGUCAGUCUCCAAAUGGCUUCAUAUUUGAGACAGCUUCGGCGAACUUCUUUAUAAAUCUUUUCACCUUUGUGUUGUCUGGCCAUAUCAUUGGGUCGUGUUGGUAUCUCUUUGGGUUGCAGAGGGUAAAUCAAUGUCUUCGUGAUGCCUGCCAUGAUACUAGUUAUCAACAUGAAUGCAAGAAGUUUAUAGAUUGUGGUCGACAUGAGACUUUUGAACACCAGGCGUCAAGUUCAAACUGGACCAACUGGAAAAACAAUUCUAAUGCCAGUGCUUGUUUUACUCCGAAUGUUUUUUCUUAUGGAAUCUAUGCCCAGGCAGUCAAUCUCACUGGGAAAAAUACCAUCACCAGAUACACAUAUUCAUUAUUUUGGGGAUUCCAGCAAAUCAGUACUCUAGCUGGAAACCAAACACCGAGCUAUUUUGUUUGGGAAAUCCUCUUUACCAUGGCAAUAAUUGGAAUUGGCCUCUUGCUCUUUGCUUUUCUCAUAGGAAAUAUGCAGAACUUUCUUCAGGCUCUCGGUAGGAGGAGGUCAGAAAUGUCACUAAGGCGACGUGAUGUUGAUCAGUGGAUGAGACAUCGGCGCUUGCCGGUCGAACUAAGAAGGAGAGUGAUAGAAGCUGAACGGUAUCAUUGGGCAGCUACUAGAGGGGUAAAUGAAGAAAUGCUUUUGGAGAAUUUGCCUGAGGACCUCCAGAGGGAUAUAAGAAGACACCUCUUCAAAUUUGUCAAGAAAGUAUGGAUUUUUCACCUGAUGGAUGAACAUGUCUUGGAUGCGGUUUGUGAGAAAUUAAAACAGAAAAUAUACAUCAAGGGAAGUGCAAUUUUUUAUGUUGGUGGUCUGGUUGAGAAGAUGGUUUUUAUUGUGCGUGGAAAAGUGGAAAGCAUCGGACAUGAUGGGACGGUGGUAGCCUUAUCUGAAGGGAAUGUUUGUGGUGAGGAACUUCUCACAUGGUUUCUUGAGCAUAGUUCAGUGUCCAAAGAUGGAAGGAAAAUCAAGAUUUCUGGACAGCGUUUGAUUAGCAGCAGGACAGUAAGAUGCUUAACAAAUGUAGAAGCAUUUUCACUCAGUGCCGCAGACCUUGAACAAGUCACCAGCCUUUUUGCAAGAAACCUGCGGAAUCCGCUUGUCCAAGGAGCCAUAAGGUAUCAAUCUCCCUACUGGAGAGCCCUUGCUGCUACCCGCAUUCAAGUUGCUUGGAGAUAUCGGCAGAAGCGACUAAAGCAUAGCAAGACCACUCACUCAAAUCAUUUUGCCCCUCACUCAAAUCAUUCUUCGUUCUCAAGGAUUUAGAUCUUUGUAUUUUGUAAUGUAAGAGUUAGGAAAUCUUCGGAAUGCAUGGCAACGUAGGAAGUUUCCAUGUAAAUUGAGGUCAACAUAAAAAUUAGGAAACCAUUGUCAAUGUACGAGUUCGUAUUAACCAUAUGAAGAAAAUGGUUAUUUUUUUGUACAAAGAUGUUUUUGUGUUCAA